Messenger RNA from Toxotes jaculatrix (banded archerfish), 901 nucleotides. Its product is annotated as regulator of G-protein signaling 5. The record is from RefSeq and is a predicted model, not a curated record. Lineage: Eukaryota; Metazoa; Chordata; Actinopteri; Toxotidae. The transcript has 5 exons. Bases 115 to 600 code for a protein of 161 amino acids.
UAGUUUGUGAAGCUGACUUAUUGAAGAAAACUCAGAAUACAUUGCUGACUGUGAUCAAAUACAGCUCGGUCUGUUCAUUUCCCCUUUGCUGGUUUUCUGAGACUAAAGACCUCAAUGUGUAAGGGACUUUCCUACCUGCCCUCCUCAUGCCUGGAGAAGGCCAAGGGGAUGCGGGUGAAGUUAAGCCACCUUGCUGAGACUCACCACAAGCACAAGCUUCAGGAUGGAAAAACUAUUCAGGACCUGGAAACUCUGCUAAACAACAGAAGUGGCCUGCUGGCAUUUCGUGGGUUCCUGCGAUCAGAGUUCAGUGAGGAGAACCUUGCGUUCUGGCUGGCCUGCGAGGACUACGAGAUUUCACCUUCAAACCUGCACAAGACCAAGGCCAGCCUUAUCUACAGCCAGUUUAUCAACCCUGAUGCCCCUCAGGAGGUAAACCUGGACGCUGAGACCCGUGAGGCUCUGUUGAGUGUGAUGGACUCUCCAUGUGCUGACAUGUUCAAGACGGCACAGCAGAGGAUCUUCAGCCUGAUGGCUAAAGACUCCUUCCCUCGCUUCCUGCGCUCCCAUCACUGCAUGGAGGCCAUUAAGGCUUUCUAAACACACACUGUUUAUUGCCACAAACCUGCUUUAGAAAUACGUGCUGAUGGAACUGUACUGCUGGACAUGUUGACUGUAUUUUAUCAUUUAUUUUAACAACUAGCUGCUUGUUUUGUGAUUGUCUUUCAUACAGUAGUGAUGUCAUUGUGCUCUGUACACAGGAUACAUGCUGUUAGUGUUAUGACACUGAGUUGUAGGGGUAGUUAAAACUCUAACAUAGAAACCUCAUGAUUAUGAAGCCUAAAGGCAGCUUCACAGCACCUCUGGACUACGUAAGCUUCAAGGGACAUUUGCAAAGGAU